AGAGGCUGGGGAAGGUAGAGCGGCACCAGAGGGGCGGGCGCCUUUAGGCGCGGGAGUGGCGGGCUCAAGUGGGCAUUGUUAACGGUCGCCCGCUCGCCGGUCACCCGUGCCUCCCGCCACGUUCUGCCGGCGUCUGCGCUCGGCACCCAUCAGAAGCAAGAAGACCAUGGUUCUGUCUGCUCGAUGUAGCUUCAUAAGCAGGAUGUGGUGAGCUGUCUCUGACAGAGUGAAGUCCCAGAGACGAAGCCAGGCAGACACUGGCUGGGAACCCUCAGCCUUCCCUGGCCUCUCGGGGUUUUCCUGCUUCCUGAGAGCAGCAAUGGAAAAGCCUGUGACUAGGAAAAAGAAGAACCAGGCCCCAAAGGAGGAGGCAGGUGUGCAAAAGGCCACUGUCAAAGGAGAGAAAACAUCAAAGGGGAAAAAGCCAACCAAGAAGCCACGAAAGCCCCGCAAACCCCGAAAAGAGCCUGUCCUGAGUCCCGAAGAUGAAGCACAUAUCUUUGAUGCCUUCGAUGCCUCAUUUAAAGAUGACUUUGAGGGUGUCCCCGUGUUUGUUCCUUUUCAGAGGAAGAAGCCCUAUGAGUGCAGUGAAUGUGGACGGAUCUUUAAACACAAGACAGACCACAUUCGCCACCAGAGAGUUCACACUGGAGAGAAGCCCUUUAAGUGUGACCAGUGUGGGAAGACCUUCAGGCACAGCUCAGAUGUCACCAAACAUCAAAGAAUUCACACCGGCGAGAAGCCCUUUAAGUGUGGGGAGUGUGGGAAAGCCUUCAACUGUGGCUCCAACCUUCUGAAACACCAGAAAACGCACACUGGAGAGAAACCUUAUGGCUGUGAGGAGUGUGGAAAAUCCUUCGCCUACAGCUCCUGCCUCAUCCGGCAUCGGAAGCGUCACCCGAGGAAGAAGCACUGAGCAGGGCGGCCUACAACUGUGGAUCCUGGUCAGACACCUAAUGAUGGUCAGAGUUCUUAUGCAGUGUGCUGUUGAUGGCCCAUCUGGCCACCCGUCUCUGUCAUUGAAAGGAAAAUCUACCCAUCAGACAUGAGAGCCCACAGAGACUUUCUGCCCUGCGAGUCUACACUUAGUGGUGACACGGUGCUCCCCAGGGCUUCCUGAAGCUCCAGCCAUUUCCCAGACUACUUUAUGCUACUCAGGGCCAUCUUUGGAACAGCUUUGGGUCACCCCUGUUGACAAGGGCCACUGCCUUCCUCUGCUGCUUCUGUCUGUGCCAACCAUGUGCUUUUGUCUCUUCUUUUGAAGACUUCUGGCUCUGCAUGUCCAGCCCCAUGCAGUCUACUAGGAGCAAGGAACCCUGAGGUGGAUGACAGGCAGCACUCUGACCAACUCUGAGGACCAGUCCCCUUGGACAGCACCAAGUCCUGCUCAUCUCUGUGCAGCUGACUUCGGUGAUCCUAAUUUUUUUCCCUCUGGCUGAAACAACAGUCUUUGAGCUCAACUCCUGGGCCUAGAACUGGGCUGCAGUGUGUUCCCCUGUCCUGGCCACAUCUUAGACAAGUCUCCUGGAUCCACCCAAAGUCUCAGCAGACCCUUGCACCCUGGCAUAGUGGCAGAGUUUUUAGAUUAGAUCUUGUAACUCCAGGGUGCCAUCAGCAGCUUCUAUCCACUGUACCUUCAAAAACAACUGUGGCCCUGCCCCUCAGCAGCCCACCAUUCAGGUCAAUUCCACUUCCUGCUGGUCAGCAAGGCAAGACCAUGUGAGUGUGUCUACCCUCUGUCCCAAGUGCUCUGUGAGGUCUGUGUUCUAAAGAUGGCAAGUGACUGCUGACCAGGAGGGCUGCCUGAGCAGAUCUCUCCAAGAAGCUCAGAGAACUCAAGAGAGUCAGUGUCUACCUCUACCACAGAGCACAGCAGAGACCCACUGGGUCAUGCUCCAGGGAGGCUGUCAUCAUAGAAUCCAUCGGCAACAAGAAAGCUGUGAGUGGGUGAGCUCAGGGAGGCUUUUUGGACUCCAUGUGGUGACUACAGGUCACUUUCGCUUGUUCCCACCUGAAGUUAAGAUGGCCACAGCAUUCACGAGCAACUGAAUGUCUGAGUUCUGCUCACUGAAGUCUACUGAGGAAUCCCCAGCACCAACUCUGUACUUCAGUGAGAGACAUUGUGAAUAGCCACCUGGGAACAAACAAAAUGUUCAGAACCUUCUAGAUGUCUUGAGAUGGGUCCUGGGGCAACUAAGAACACUCCAGCAAAGUCCUGGGAUUCUAAUUACAGAAAUGCAUUCAACUGCAGCCAGAGAUGUCCUACAAGUCCAAGGCACUCCGUUCCUCAGCACCUCAGCUGCUGUGUCAGGCGGGCCUUGUCCUGCAGAAGAGCUCUGACCAGCACGGCCGCUGCUGAGCCUUACUUAGAGCAGAGAGCACCGCUAGGGCCUGACAACAAGCGAGUGAGUGAGAGCUCUGAGCUGGAUUGUAUCCAUUCCUUCUGCUUCCUCCCAGCCAAGAGAAAAGGCGGAAGCCACCUCGAGGAGAGUCAGAAGUAGCCCUGGGCUGGGUCCAGGACUCUUCUGUUUGGGGAGACCAGUGGGAUAGACUUGACUAGCUGCCGCCUUCUGUUCUUGGAAGUCUGCAGCUCCAGAGCACGAAUGUGCUCCUUUCCUCCUGACCUUGGAUCCAUCAUCAGGACAAUGAUUCCUGAGCCAAUAAGUUGGGACAGCAAGAUGCCCUGAAAAGGAAGGCAGAACAAGGGCCCUAGGAAGGAAGGCUAUGUACCCUGACUCAAGGGAAAGAUGCUCUGUGGCUCUUAGGGAAGACUCAGGGGAAUGGGUUCACCUCUGGGGUGGACCCCAGGUAUAGUGCAAACAAGGAGACUGGCCUGUGUGCCACAUUUAUCUUUAGACCAAGAGAUGGUGCCCACCUUCAGCCUACCCUUUCCAGUGCCUAGUGCCUGUGGAGUUGGGUGUUUGUUUUCUCCUGGUUCCUUCUCAAGGAAGAUAUGUGGAUUGACCUGACUCAAAUCCUGUAGGGCUGAUGUUUUCAUGUGACAGCUCCCAGCCAGCACCUAGGUGAGACUGUUUCCCUGCGUCUGGGCCUGCAGCCAUUUGACUUUGGACCUGCACAGGGUUCCUGGCACCUGCGUGUUGGUGGCACCCAGCUGGCCUGUCCACACCUCACCUCGGCCACAUCAUGAUCUGGUGUGUGUCCUAAUGCCUCAUCUGUAUACUGCAGUGAGUGGUGCCAUCCUCUUACAGCCACAGCCGUGGCCUGGUGUGUUGUAGCAGACGCUGUCCCCAGUCUGGUGUUUCUGUUUGACAUUUGUUAAUGCUUGCGUCCAUGUAAUACCCUGGUGCUGUGUCAGUGUUGUGCACAUUGGACCCGACAUUCUGCUUUGUUGUGCACUUGGUGACUUCCUUCAUAUGUGACUCCUCUGCUCCAUGGACAGCGGCACUGAUGCUCCAUGUUGCCUUCCAGUUGCUGCCAUGGUGCUGUGAGCAGAUGCUGUUGGUGCUGCUACUGGACAUCUAUUUUCUCAUAAAAGUAAAUGUGUUUCCAACUUGCUUACUGUGCUCUGUUGGGUUCCCUACAGUGUGAGCAAAAGUCCUCAAGGAAGCCACCAGCUUUCUUCACUGAGGACAACUACAAGACCAGGGUCCCAGCUGGUCACUGUUUCUUGGGAGUGUCUAGAUGCUUCCAGUGACCAAGCUCAUGAGAGUAUAAUGUGUAAUUCAAAAAGGUCACCACUGCUGUUACCAUGGGUGAGGGUGGAGGUUGUACAAAAAAAGCAAGACAUUGUCCUGCCUUUCUGACCCCAGAUACUGGGAGGCCAGGUUAUGGUUUAGUUAGUUCAGUACCUGUAGUGGAGACCCUGAAGGAAACCUGAGAAAUGUCUGUUCAUUUUUCAUUUAGGGCAGUUCUCAGCAAGGUGUGAUCCUGCAAGGGACACUUAACAGUGCCUGGGGACAGUUUAUUUGAAGGAUCUGGUGAGAAGAGGCAAGGAUUUAGCCAAACCUCACAGUGCACAGGUCAACCCCAGCCUGGCAACAGGGAGCACUGGUGCCAUGUUACUCAGGAAACCAGGACUGAGUUAGGCUGUGCAGGCAGCAGAAGCAGCUCUGGCCCUGACCUUUCCUGACCCACUCUCCCACAGCCUCAGGACGAACCUUAACAUGAAGUAAAAGGGUCACUUGAGCUUGAAAACCCUAGAGAAGCUGGGAUAAAAAUUAUGUACCACCCAAAAAUGGGGUGGAGCUGGAGGUGUAACAGAGUGACAAAACACACACUUAGCACCCUGGAGAUCCCUUGUUAAAGGGAGGUGGGGGAGGUCUGGAGAGAUGGCUCAGUGAUUAAAAGCACUGGUUGCUCUUCCAGAGGACCCAUGUUUGAGGCUCAGCACCCACGUGGCAGCUCACAACAAUCUGUAACUCCAGCUCCCGGGGAAUCUGCCUCCUUGAGCUGCUCUCCACAGGUUCAGGCAUGUAAGCAGCACACAGACAUAGUAGGCAAAAAGUAAAAAGUAGAUCCCUCUCAUUGAGGAGUGUCGGUGUAUCCGGGACCCUUGGAAUGACACCCACAUUCUGGAGAGUGGCGUUACUUAGGGCUAUUCUAUCUGACCCUUGCUCAUCUUGCUCCAUUCCCCCCUUGCUUACCACAUCCCACCCUGCCUGUUCUCUCGGGUCCAAACUACUGCUAGCACUUCCCACACCUCAAGACCUUUGCACACACUAUUUCUUUUGAAUAUCACCUCUCCCUCCUCAGGUUAUCUCAGAUAUCAAGCCUCCACUCUCCAGGUCACUAUGUGUGGAAUACCACUGGGGCAUGAGUGUAAGCCAAUAGAAAGUCUUUAGUAGCCAGCCAGCCAGCAACUAUAUGUGUACAGGAUCCCAUUGUAGCCUCAAGCCUUUCUCUGGGUGAGCUGUUAAGCACAGGAACCAUGUCUUGGAUUGACAUACCUCAGUUAACAAGAACAGUUAGCCAGAAGCAGAACUACAGAAGCCAAAAAGCAAGGUUAGGACAUUUAGAGACUUUAGCAGAACUAUGGAUUUGCUGAACUAGAUCUUGGGAUUUGUUUUGUUUUUGUAUGGUUGAUUUGGUUUGGCUUGGGUUUUUUGUUUGUUUUGUUUUUUGUCCAGUGGUGACGUCUAUGUGCUGAGUUUGAUGACCUGAAUGGUACUUUCAUCAUGGAGUCAGUACAGAUAGUGCUAAGGACCAUUAAUUUUACCAAAUUGUUGCAUAAUUGUCCAUAUAGUUUAAGAUGCAGGGCCCCACCAUUAAUAGAAUUAAAAUAAGAAAGGCCCAGGCAGUGCUAAUAGUGUGAGGGCUGAAGAAACUCCAUUCUAGCUAGGUAUCUAUCUUGGUACUCAACGGUCCCUGGAAUAUAAGUUCCCAGUAACCCUGACUCAGUCACUCCCACCCAGAAAUGUACAGCCAUGACCGACUACUUGUUAUGACUUCUUUUGGUUUCUGUAACCUGCUUAUGCAGAUAUUCAAGGCCUAUUUUGAGGUCGCCCUGACUGCCUAACCGUGGCAGAGCAGCACAGCUCCUGGCUUGCUGGUGCAGACACUCAAUGUGGGUUUUGCCAUUACAAAUCCUUCCCUCGACCCUUUGCACAGCAGUCUCUAGUUUGGCUCAGAAAUUGUUGUCCUUCUAGUGGUUUCAAUAAAUUUAACUAAUUAUAAUCCA
Molecule: messenger RNA, 5638 nt
Organism: Rattus rattus (black rat)
Lineage: Eukaryota; Metazoa; Chordata; Mammalia; Rodentia; Muridae
Gene: Zfp41
Product: ZFP41 zinc finger protein
Exons: 3
Coding region: 320-916 (198 amino acids)
Biological process (GO): regulation of transcription by RNA polymerase II
Molecular function (GO): DNA-binding transcription factor activity, RNA polymerase II-specific; RNA polymerase II cis-regulatory region sequence-specific DNA binding
Source: RefSeq, a predicted model, not a curated record